Histoplasma capsulatum G186AR is the source of this 219-nucleotide messenger RNA. RefSeq lists its product as uncharacterized. Gene Ontology annotation, biological process: intracellular transport; protein secretion. Bases 1 to 219 code for a protein of 72 amino acids. The transcript has 4 exons. The record is from RefSeq and is a predicted model, not a curated record. Lineage: Eukaryota; Fungi; Ascomycota; Eurotiomycetes; Onygenales; Ajellomycetaceae.
AUGACUGCCCUCUUCAAUUUCCAAUCCCUUCUCCUCGUUAUCGUCCUGAUCAUCUGUACAAGUGCCUACGCCCAUUCGAUAAUGCCGGGCAUUAUGGACCGCAACCAGAACGGCUUUUUCGGGAUAUUCUGGAAAUGCGCCCGGGUUGGGGAACGGCUAAGCCCGUACGUCAGUUUGUGUUGUUUGGCGAUGGCGAUCUCUCUUUUCUUUGGACAGUGA